Molecule: messenger RNA, 222 nt
Organism: Paramecium octaurelia
Lineage: Eukaryota; Ciliophora; Oligohymenophorea; Peniculida; Parameciidae
Source: the annotation of a GenBank genome assembly
AUGAAAAAGUAGCUCUUUAUUUGCCAAAAGCAAAUAUUAGGACUUUGCCUCAAUAAGAAUUGCUAUAAAGAAACUUAAUAUUACUCUAAAUGCUUAACUUAGGUUCAUUCAGAUCAUUUAAGUGAUUGUAUUGAAUUUGCCAUAAUAUUGGCAAAUAUCAAUCAAUUCUUAGAAUUUGGGAUGAAUCAUUUUAAUAAAUCAAAAAAAUCUUCAAUUAUAUGA